This is a messenger RNA of Dovyalis caffra, 1542 nucleotides long. Lineage: Eukaryota; Viridiplantae; Streptophyta; Magnoliopsida; Malpighiales; Salicaceae. The record is from the annotation of a GenBank genome assembly.
AUGUGGUUGAAGGUCUCGUGUAAUGCAGCAACUGCAUAUACAGGUGACCAAAUCCAAGCUCAAUGCAGAUUACUAGGCCAACCGCGGACCAGGCCCAGAUUACCUCGCCGUCGAAACGCUCUCGCUUUCUCCUCUCCGGUUGCUAACACUCCUCUGGUCCACGCUGUGGUUUCUGAAGGAGAGGCGAGUCGGGUCGAAUCCGGGUCAGGUAGCUUGGCUGAUAGGCUUCGGUUAGGUAGCUUGACGGAGGAUGGGUUGUCUUAUAAGGAGAAGUUCAUAGUGAGGUGUUAUGAGGUUGGAAUUAACAAAACUGCCACCGUUGAGACCAUUGCCAAUCUCUUGCAGGAGGUUGGAUGCAAUCAUGCUCAGGGUGUUGGAUUUUCAACAGAUGGAUUUGCAACAACCACAACCAUGAGAAAGUUGCAUCUCAUAUGGGUGACAGCUCGCAUGCAUAUUGAAAUCUACAAAUACCCAGCUUGGAGUGAUGUGGUUGAAAUAGAGACCUGGUGCCAAAGCGAAGGAAGAAUUGGAACCAGACGUGAUUGGAUUCUGAAGGACUAUGCCACUGGUCAAGUGAUUGGGAGAGCUACAAGCAAGUGGGUGAUGAUGAACCAAGAUACCAGGCGGCUUCAGAAAGUCUCUGAUGAGGUCCGGGAUGAGUACUUAGUUUUUUGUCCCCGAGAACUCAGACUGGCAUUUCCAGAGGAUAAUAAUCGCAGCUUGAAGAAAAUUUCCAAACUAGAAGAUCCUGCUCAACAUUCCAGGCUGGGACUUGUGCCCAGAAGAGCUGAUCUGGACAUGAAUCAGCAUGUUAAUAAUGUGGCCUAUAUUGGAUGGGUUCUAGAGAGCAUUCCUCAAGAAAUUAUCAACACCCACGAACUGCAAACAAUCACCUUAGAUUACAGAAGGGAGUGCCAACAUGAUGAUGUAGUUGACUCCCUCACCAGUCUGGAACCUGUUGAGGAAUCUGAAGCAGUUUCAGAGCUUCAAGGAACCAAUGGAUCUGCUACUGCAACUGCUGACAACCAGGAGUGCUGUAACUAUCUGCAUCUGCUAAGAUUGUCAAGGGAUGGGCUUGAAAUAAACCGUGGCCGAACUGAGUGGAGAAAGAAACCCCCCGAUGAAGUUACAGAUUGUGCUGAGGAACUUGAAAGUCAAUUGUUUGGACCGAGUGAACAUCGUGAUCUUUGUUACACCCACCUCGAAUGCUCCAUGAAUAGUGUUAAGUUCUUAUGCUUCAUCUCUUUCGCUUUACGCACACGAUUUUGUCACGGUACCAUUGCAGCGUUUGGUAUCACUGAAGGAGCAAGAGAUUUGGGAAUGACAGGAGAGGUCUACAAUCCUCAGAAUUUCCUAAGAGGCAUUCUGGGUCCAGGUAUUUGGGGAGGAGGGUGGCCAUUUACGGGUUGGGGAGGGUUGGGAGGAGGACCAGGCUGGGGUUGGGGCUUGCGUAAGCCAGAGCUGGCUGGACCAAAAGAUGAGGCUCCUGGGUAUGGGAAUCUGCCUGCAUAUUAUGGGGGUGCCAUUGGGCAAACCCCAUGA